CUGCGGUCCUGUGAUUUUGUGCAAGUUCAAGGUUGUUACAAAAAUGGGACGAUAUAAGUGAAAAAUAAGUGUUGAUAAAAUGAAUUCCAUUAGUUUAUGACUUAAUAUUGAUAUGGGUAGAAAGAAACGUGUAGUUGGAAAGAUCAUCUGGGGACCCCGAAAAGGCCACACGAAGGAUAAUGGAGUGGACCCCGGGGCAGGACAAGCCAGUGUGUACCACGCCUUGGUUGUGAUCUUUCUAGAGUUCUUUGCUUGGGGACUGCUGACCUCGCCACUGAUUGAAGUACUAAACAAUACAUUUGCCAAUCACACUUUCCUCAUGAAUGGGUUGAUACAAGGUGUUAAGGGCUUGCUGUCCUUCCUGAGCGCUCCUUUGGUGGGGGCGCUGUCAGAUACAUUUGGAAGAAAGCCUUUUCUUCUGAUCACUGUCUCCUUCACAUGUGCACCAAUACCACUGAUGAAAAUCAGUCCCAUGUGGUAUUUUGCCAUGCUUUCAAUAUCGGGUAUCUUUGCUGUGACAUUUAGCGUUGUAUUUGCAUAUGUUGCUGACAUCACAACUGAUGAGGACCGUGGUCAGGCAUAUGGUCUUGUGUCAGCAACAUUUGCAGCAAGCUUAGUUACAAGUCCUGCAUUAGGUGCUUAUCUAGGAAAAGUUUACAGUGACAAUUUUGUGAUAUGGCUGGCAACAGCCGUAGCAGUGUUAGAUGUUUUAUUUAUACUAGUGGCAGUACCAGAGUCGCUGCCUGAUAAACUCCGCCCCGCUAACUGGGGAUCACAGAUUUCAUGGGAGAAAGCAGACCCAUUAGGUGCAUUAAAGAAAAUAGGCCAUGAUAAAUUAAUAUUACUUCUAUGUGUAACAGUCUUUCUGUCCUACCUACCAGAGGCGGGGGAGUACUCAUGUUUCUUUGUUUACCUGAGAUUAGUUAUGAUGUUCUCAGCUCAGGAAGUUGCAUCUUAUAUAGCUAUGGUUGGUGUUUUGUCUGUUGUUGCUCAAACGCUUAUUUUAGCACUGUUAAUGAAAUACGUUGGACAUAAGGGGGCCAUUGUGUUCGGUCUUGUGUUUGAGAUUGUGCAGUUGGCCUGCUUUGGAUUUGGAUCUCAGACAUGGGUGAUAUGGAUGGCUGGCUGCAUUGCUGCCAUGUCUAGUGUUGCUUAUCCCGCCAUCAGUGCAUUCACAUCAUCCCAUGCAAGUCCAGAUCAACAAGGAGUUGCGCAGGGCAUCAUCACUGGUAUCCGGGGCCUCUGUAACGGACUCGGACCAGCUCUGUUUGGUUUUAUAUUUUACCUCUUCCAUGUGGACCUUAAUGAAACCACAGAUCCAGAUAACAGGGUCAUAUCUCAUGACAAUAACACAUACCACAAAAUCCAGUCAGCAAUACGGAGCAUAGUUCCUGGUCCCCCGUUUGCUUUUGGUGCUAUUCUAGUCAUAAUGGCUCUUCUAGUAGCUGUCUUCAUGCCAGAAAACCCUCAUGGCAGUGUUCAAAUUGGCAAAUCAAAAGUCCGACGGCAAAACUCCUUGACAUUAGAAGCUUUCCACCCAGAUAAAGGCUUUAGAGAAGACCAGUCUCCAUUAAUUAGUCUCAGUGAUGCAGAUCAAAAUCCAUAACUUCAAACAUAAAAGGGACCAAGAUUUAAUCCUAAGCUUGAAGCAGAUGAAACUGUGAUGAGAAGUGUUGAUUCUGAAGGCUAUCAGAAGUAUUAUGUUACAGGAAGGAGACACAAGUCUUGGUGCAUAUGGUUUAUUAAGCUUUGUGUCAAGGUGCUUCGGAUGCCAUUAUAUCCACUAUAUUGGACCUCUGUUACAUAAAUUUAUUUCAGCAAAGUUUUAAUUUGAGUGGCAAGAGACAGCAUUCUUUCCUGUUGCUUGAUACGAUGUACAUGUAAUGUAAAAUGUGCCAAUAGAGUGGGCCUUUGUGUAACACUACAUGUUUUAUUAAGUACAUCCGUUGAUUUUAGCCUCAUUUGUAUAUCUUUCUAAGAAGAUUAUUUUAAAGUAUGUAUCAGUGUUUUGGCUUCUUCUUUUUUUUUUUUCAUUUGCCAACAUGUAAUUUUUUUUAUUUUGUACAUGUAUGUUUGAAUAGGUGGAAGGUGGUACCCAAAAAAAGCAAAAACGAUGAGUUCAGAGAACUUGAGAUUGUAAAUUCAUACACAUGUAUGUAUAUUGAUGAAAUGUUUGUUCAGUGUAGAUGUUUUGUUGCAAAAGUUGUCCGACACCAAAAAAUAUAGGAAAAGAAAAUUUGUGAAAUAACACACACACACCCCCCCCCCCCCCCCCCCCCCCCCCCGUAUUUUUGUUACUUGGCUUCUUAUUUUUUGUAUGUAAUUAAUGUUAAUUAGGAUAUUAAUGAUAUAUGAAUGAUAGAUAUGAGUAGGUAUUGCAAAUCAAAUUAAAUGUGUUGAUGUACGGUUGUCUUCUACUAUCAGGGAAUAGAUUCUCCACAGUUUCCAAGCAAAAAUAGAUGUCUGAAGAAGAAAAAAUAGCAUCAUUGUUUGUUUUUUCAAUGCAGUGCUGAAUUUGUGUGCAACAGAAUUGACAUUAUGAAUUCAAUGUCUGGCUUCCUGUUGAGCUGGUUGGAGUACUAAGUUGUUUUAUUUAUUAGUAACUUAUUUCUUUGUAGAAUAUUUGAUGACCAGUUGACAAUCAGUAUUCUUCACACGGAAUAUAAAAUUUUCUCAUUAACAGCUCUUUCCUGUUAUUUUUUGUUCCAUUAAAAAGCACAUUAUAAUCUGAAAUAAGAGCAUGACCAAGCUGACUCCUCUUCUCUUCAGAAGACUUGGUCAAAUGUGAUGACGCUUUUCUUCCGUGGUUCGACGUCAUUAUAUUGAAGACCUGUGUUUUCAGACGAACUCUUUGUCAGUGAUAUAUUUGUCAGUGUGUAGGUAUAUGCAGUAAUGCUUGAUUUUUAAUUUGUUUAAAUAAAAGUAUGUCUCUGUUA
Ostrea edulis (European flat oyster) is the source of this 2936-nucleotide messenger RNA. RefSeq names its product hippocampus abundant transcript 1 protein-like. Gene Ontology annotation, molecular function: transmembrane transporter activity. Lineage: Eukaryota; Metazoa; Mollusca; Bivalvia; Ostreida; Ostreidae. The transcript has 13 exons. The coding region runs from base 113 to 1606 and encodes 497 amino acids. Gene Ontology annotation, biological process: transmembrane transport. The record is from RefSeq and is a predicted model, not a curated record.